GAUGCUGUGGCAGGGUCAGAGACGAUAGUAAGUAUAGUUCAGCAAAAAGCAAAUGCUGCAUCACGGGAUUAUUUGACUUUUUCUUUCUUUUUUCUUUUAUUAUCUUCCCAUUGUCACUUUUUUCUUCAAGCACUUGCUUCCAACGUGAAACAAUUUCUUUUUCAGCUUUUUUUUUUUUACCCACUAAAGCUCGGCGGGAGUGACUGAUGACCGAUCAUCAAAAGGUGAGAACAAGAAAUCCCCUCGCUGAUGGCAGUGAUGACGAAUGAGACACACCCAUCAUAUGUGCCCCAUUACCUCCUCCGUGGUGAUCCUUUUGCCUCCAGACUCUCAAAAGAAGCAGACAUUGUUGCAGCGUUUUAUAUCUGCAUUAUAGGUAUUCUGUCCGCAACAGGGAAUGGCUAUGUCUUGUAUAUGACGAUCAAACGCAAAACUAAAUUGAAGCCUCCAGAGCUUAUGACUUUGAAUUUAGCCAUCUUCGACUUUGGAAUAUCAGUGACAGGAAAGCCCUUUUUUGUUGUUUCUAGUUUCUCCCACCGUUGGUUGUUCGGUUGGGACGGCUGUCAGUUCUACGGCUGGGCAGGCUUUUUCUUCGGAUGUGGGAGCCUCACCACCAUGACUAUGGUCAGCCUGGAUAGAUACCUCAAGAUCUGCCAUCUCAGAUACGGGACUUGGUUGAAAAGGCAACACGCCUUUCUCUGCUUAAUCUUUGUCUGGAUAUAUGCCGCCUUUUGGGCCACCAUGCCCCUGGUAGGCUGGGGAAGUUAUGCCCCGGAACCAUUCGGGACCUCCUGCACCUUGAAUUGGUGGUUGGCGCAAUCCUCUGUGGCCGGCCAAAGUUUUGUAAUGUCUAUUCUCUUCUUCUGUCUUAUCCUUCCAACUGUAAUUAUGGUCUUUUCCUAUGUGAGGAUUAUCUAUAAAGUCAAAUCAUCCGCAAAAGAAAUCUCACACUGUGAUGCCCGAAUCAAUAACAAUCAAAACCUUGAGAUAAAACUUACAAAGGUGGCCAUGUUGAUCUGUGCAGGAUUUUUGAUUGCCUGGAUCCCAUAUGCGAUUGUGUCAGUGGUGUCGGCAUUUGGGGAGCCGGACUCGGUGCCCAUACCCGUGUCUGUCAUUCCUACUCUGCUUGCCAAAUCCUCGGCAAUGUACAAUCCAAUCAUCUACCAGUUAGUGGGCCUGAAAAACUCCUGUUCACCUUUCUGCUUAAAGGCCCUGGGGAAACGCAGGCCUUUUCGAAAGCCCAGAUUCUACACAAUUUCUGGCUCAAUGAAGGACACACGAGCACCCAAAGAAACUCAGGUUGAAAUGUGAGACAGACAGAACGUCUGGGCUGCUUGCAACAGUUUGUCUUCUCCCCGUCCGUUUUCACUUUGCCCAUUCACACGCUGCCUAUCGUCAACAAUGUCAUUAUCAAGCUCUUAUCAUUAUCCCUAAAUUACGAUUACCGUAGAUUUCUGACUAUAAGCCGCAACUUUUUUCGCAAAUUUUGAACCUGGAAUCACGAGUUUUAGCUAGUGUGGUUUAUAGCCCAGUGCCGUUUAUAGCCCGGUGCGGCUUAUAGUCCGAAGAUUACGGUACAUCUGGCUCGUUUACACCUGCAACACAACCUCGGUGUCCUUCCUCCAGCUUCUCUUCCAUCACAAAAAAAAAAAUUCCAAGGAGGUGAUAUUGUGAAAUGUCUUGACUCAGUUUUGCAGUAUUUUAAGCAAACAAAUACUGACUCAGGAUUAAAGAUAUUUUGGAAAGGUUCAUUGAAAGUUAGAAGUUAAGUAUGGACUAAGCAAAUGUUACACUAAUGAUUAUUGCUGGAAUCAUAACAACAAAAGUAAAACAAUAAAUACAGUACAUGGUGUCUGAGUCCACAUCCAAUUUGUUAUACUGGAUCAAAAUUUUGGGUGUAACUGUUUUUUUCAGUCUUCUGCACUUCUACACAUGUGGCUUGUGUAUCAAAUAAUGUUUGAACUAGCACUUUAUUCCAUCUGGUUGUGUUUUUUGCAUUUGAAGAGGAUCUGCGUCCGAGAGGUGAGUUGGAAACUGUCACAAUGCAGAACUGGUGAGAAUUCAGAGUUAAGUCCCACCAAAAGCCUCACUAAAACAUAUGAGUGCACUUUAUUUGCAAAAAUUAUUUUGUAUGCAUUAGAAACGGUUUAGUUUCACAAAUACUUUUGUAAAUUGUCCCGGUAAUUUUCAUAUGAAACUGUUCUCUUUCAUGAUUUGAGGGUUGUUGUUUUUUAAUGAUUCCAUAUGCUUAUCUGCUUUCUUGUGUUUACCAUUUCAGCAAAAAAAUAUAUAAUAAUGCAAGCAUUGUAAUUUAUUAAUGAUGACUCAGUACAAAACAAAUGGGAAUCCCUCAAAAUUUGGGAUUUGGUUCAGCAAUUUACAACAAAGCGUCCCAUAUUUUCCGCACUUUAAUUUAAUUUAGCCUUUAAUUUUCUCAAAAACCGAAAGUGCGCCUUUAAGGUACGACUUUUGUGUGGACCGUAUUACGAAAUCUGUAAACGGUUUAAUAUGUAGGCGUAAUAUGUAGACCCGAUGAAUCAAUCAGAGGAUUACAUUUUACAUAAAUCGGGGCGGUAAACCAAUCAGAGGACUGUACGCAAUACGUAGAUUACGUACCUCCGCCGCCAUUGACAAAUAAAUACUAUCGAAUUCAUUUGCGCCCUAUGUGUAGAUUAAAUUCAUCAAAGCCCCCGCAAUUGAGUCUGCACCUUUUAACCCGAUGCGCCUUAUGGUACGGAAAAUACGGUACUACUUUUCUAAAAGUGAUAUGAGGAUUAAACUGCGCGUAUGGAACAUUUAGAAAAAAUCAAAACAAAAUUUAGUGAGGUAAUAGAAGGCUUUUGUACGUUCCCCUUUUUGCGCGUGACAACACCUAGCACUAAGCACACGCUUCAAUCUCAAGUGUUUGGCCAUCUUCCAGUAUCUUUAACACAUGACUGAGCCUUUUGUUGUAAUGUUUUGUUGUCUUGUUGUAAAACAUAAACAUAAUUGGUGAUGUGUCAUUAAUACACAUCUUUCAUGUUAAAUGUCAUAGAACACAAAUGUUAGUUUUGUUGUUUUUUGUGGUAGCUGUGUAGGAAUGAUGUUGCACUUUUCUGUAACAUCACAACAGGAUGAAUAUGAAUUACAAAAUAAUUCUUUACUUGCAGCCAAAGUCUCAUUAGCUCUUUUGUGCUCUGACCUGUAUUCAAGUUUCAGUAACACCAUUUAUUUUGUUUUUUCCAGAAAAUAUGCAAAUUCUGCUUUUUAUUUUUACAUCACAGCAGCAUUAACUAGAAUUUAUUUGACUUUGUGACAUCAGUGUCCUUCAAGUUGUUUAAAAGUUUUGAUCUCAAAGUAUAUUGUACAAAUGUUAUAUGUUUUUACUGAAGAAAGAUAUUCUUUACUGACUACUA
Molecule: messenger RNA, 3395 nt
Organism: Syngnathus typhle (broad-nosed pipefish)
Lineage: Eukaryota; Metazoa; Chordata; Actinopteri; Syngnathiformes; Syngnathidae
Gene: opn5
Product: opsin 5
Exons: 7
Coding region: 250-1311 (353 amino acids)
Biological process (GO): G protein-coupled receptor signaling pathway; visual perception
Cellular component (GO): membrane
Molecular function (GO): G protein-coupled receptor activity
Source: RefSeq, a predicted model, not a curated record